UUGGCGUCUCGAGAAGUCAUGGCUGGCGACAUAUUGACGCUGGUCCGUCGGCAAAGUACUCCACUGCAAUGUUAUUACUGCGAGUAUGCAUAUCAGUAUGCACGCUUGGCUGGACGGACUGAAGCGUUGUGCGAAGACAACGGUUUUUACGAUUUGUAUCAGACCUGCGCAAAUUGUAUCGAGGAUGAGACCAACUCGGACAAUGCCAGAAAAUACAUCGAGCCAAAGCUGGGACGGUUCGUCGACUAUUGCGCCAGCUUUACAUCGUUGACGAACUGGGCGACUAUGGGUACAGCUUCUGCCACUUUGGCUACUGCCGCGGAGGAUGAGCAAAGUUCUGCUACAGAGGCGGCGAGCACUAAUCAUGCGGAUGAUUCGACUUCGAGAAAUGCGCCAGCUGUCACUUCAAAUAAUGCUCCUUCAGUAACGGGCGAGUUAGAUGGAUUGGAUCUACCAACUUCGAGCAACGCUUCAGAGGCAAAGGACAGCUCAGGCCGGAACCAGGCCUGGAUUGCCGGGCCCAUUGUCGGCUCAGUCGUGGCCGUGUUGAUCCUCGCAGGCGUUGGCCUCUGGUGGUACAGACGGCGCAAGAGGACACCCAAACCUCCUUCAAGUCCUCAAGAUAUCCAGGAGUCGGUCCAUUUUGACAAGCCUCAGCUACAUUCGGAGUGUAUUCCUCGACCCAGCCCCGGACAAGUAGUUACAACAUUGCCUGUCGACCAAGGCCAGGCUCAUUCGUAUUCUUAUGGCGAGAUGCCAGCCAAUGAGGCACCCGCUUACGAGCUAUCGGCUGAAGGUAGACGAAGAAUGGGGUAG
Fusarium keratoplasticum is the source of this 816-nucleotide messenger RNA. RefSeq lists its product as uncharacterized. Lineage: Eukaryota; Fungi; Ascomycota; Sordariomycetes; Hypocreales; Nectriaceae. Bases 19 to 816 code for a protein of 265 amino acids. The record is from RefSeq and is a predicted model, not a curated record. The transcript has 4 exons.